Messenger RNA from Argentina anserina (silverweed cinquefoil), 1725 nucleotides. Its product is annotated as protein trichome birefringence-like 35. Gene Ontology annotation, molecular function: O-acetyltransferase activity. Gene Ontology annotation, cellular component: Golgi apparatus. Bases 221 to 1537 code for a protein of 438 amino acids. The transcript is spliced from 6 exons. The record is from RefSeq and is a predicted model, not a curated record. Lineage: Eukaryota; Viridiplantae; Streptophyta; Magnoliopsida; Rosales; Rosaceae.
GACUAUAUUCUGGCAUACCUUCAUUACCCACCCACCCCUUUCAUUUCUAUGACAAAAUAACUAUACAAGGAUCUUUUUUACCAAAAAAAAAAAAAUCUAUACAAGGAUCUUGCUUAGUUUUAGUUUUAUUGAUGAGAUUCUUCCAUAACGAAUAUAAAGCCCUUUGAUUUCCUUCUAUGCUCUUUUGAAUUCAUUUUUUUAAGGGAAGCAGAAACUUACAAUGAAGUUGUGGAACAGAAAGAAGGCCCAUUUUCCUCUACUGGUUUUUGUCUUCUCUCUGUUCCUGGUCUUCUCAAUUCUGCACAAUGAACGCAGCAUAUUGCAAGUUCAAGACCACCGAGAUCGUGCUCCUACUCAUCAAAUUCCAGUCACUUAUGUAAAGCCGAAUCAAAACCAUCUUCCAGAGGUUUUGGAUAGAUUCAGUACAUGCAACUCCACCAGAGAGUACAGUGGGAGGAAAAUAGCCUGGACCGAUAAUCUUAAGCCGGAGUACGGUGGCGGAAAGGAGAGUUUGGAGAGCUGUGACGUUUUUUCCGGCAAAUGGGUGUAUGAUAAAUCUUCGUAUCCGCUGUACAAUGAAUCGGAGUGCCCUUACAUGUCAGACCAGUUGGCCUGCCACAAACAUGGAAGGUCUGAUUUGGAUUAUCAGUAUUGGAGAUGGCAACCCCAUAAUUGCAACUUGAAGAGAUGGAAUGUGAUUGACAUGUGGGAGAAGUUGAGGGGUAAAAGAUUGAUGUUUGUAGGGGAUUCAUUAAACAGAGGGCAAUGGAUAUCAAUGGUUUGCUUGUUGCAAACAGUGAUUCCAAAGGAUAAGAGUUCCAUGUCACCAAAUGCGGCUCUUACCAUUUUCCGAGCAAAGGAAUACAAUGCUACCGUGGAAUUUCUUUGGGCCCCUCUUCUUGUAGAAUCAAAUUCUGAUGACCCAGUGAAUCACAGAUUGGAUGAUCGAAUAAUCCGUCCAGAUUCAGUUCUUAAGCACGCAGCAAUAUGGGAGAAUGCAGACAUAUUGAUUUUCAAUUCCUAUCUAUGGUGGAGACAAGGCCCAGUUAAGCUUUUAUGGAGCACUGAAGCAAGAUCUGUGUGUGAAGAAUUAGAUGGUAUGGGAGCCAUGGAAUUGGCCAUGGGGGCUUGGGCAGACUGGGCUUCUAAAGUUGAUCCCCUCAAGAAGCGAGUCUUCUUUGUCACAAUGUCUCCAACACAUCUCUGGAGUCGAGAGUGGAAGCCAGGACAUGAAGGCAACUGUUACAAUGAGAAGUCCCCCAUUGAGUUGGAGGGCUACUGGGGAAGUGGCUCCGAUCUUCCUACUAUGAGUAUGGUGGACAAUAUCCUCACUAAAUUGAGUUCGAAGGUCUCAGUUCUCAACAUUACUCAACUAUCAGAGUAUCGGAAAGAUGGCCAUCCUUCCAUAUACCGGAAAUUUUGGGAGGCACUAAAGCCUGAACAAUUGUCUAACCCGGCGAGUUACUCUGAUUGCAUACAUUGGUGCUUGCCUGGUGUACCUGAUGUUUGGAACGAGUUGCUGUACCAUUUUUUGUAAUUAAAUGCAGCCGUUAAGGCUUUCUUAAUGGUUUCAUGCAACAGUUUGCCUGGUUUGCUCAAAAUCAUUAGGGUCGUUACACAAUUCGAUUCCUAGGAGUAUAGGGGUGAUAAGCUAUAGAGGAUCCAUAAAUAGAGGAAGUGUGAGCGUCUUUGUUGGUCCGAGUGUUCUUUCAUUCAAGAGACAAA